Porites lobata is the source of this 2656-nucleotide messenger RNA. The record is from the annotation of a GenBank genome assembly. Lineage: Eukaryota; Metazoa; Cnidaria; Anthozoa; Scleractinia; Poritidae.
AUGAGGACGAAAACCAAAAAUACAAAGCGUACAGCUAAGUCGAGCUCAUUGGAAGAAGGACAGAUGGAAAAUGACACUGAGCCGCUGGUCUUGGAUGUCAGUGUUCAUGAUAAGGCGGACGAAAUAGCUGAUAUGAAAGCACGUGGUGAUUUAGACCUUGAAGACAAAGACAUCAAGGACGAUUCAGACCGCGUCAUUGCGGUGAUAGAUAAGAAGCCGGCUGGAAGGAGCAGUGUAACAGGUGAUGGGGAUGAUGAUAACGAUGAUGCUCCAGAAGACGUUUCAUGGAAGGCUAGCAGAGAAAGUGCGAUUCAAGAACUGAAAAAAGAGAAGGAGAGGCUUCAAGAGAGUAAACAAAAAGAAAAACUGGCGAGAAUCGAGAGAAAUGAAAAGCUUCUAGAACAGAAAGAGAGAAAAAGAGCGAGGGAGUACGCUAGACUGCCUACAGAAGUGCUCCAACAUAUUGCCAAGGAGCAAGAAUCACAAGCAAAGAAGGAUGUGGUACAGUCAACUGUUGCUGCAGGAAAUCAUGUUACAUUUGACAGUGAUGAUGAACAAGAAGAAGAAACGGAAAUGUAUGACGAGGCACCACCAGUUAAAGUUCUUGUGUUACCCAAAGAAACAGAGAAGCCCAAGAAAAUUCAAGAAUCAGCAAAAUUGUUUUUGCGAGAACAGUUGUUUGGAAAUAGAAUUCAACGUAUCUCAGCUGUAAGGGACUUAGACCGUAGGAAAACAGGCUUUGUGUUUAAUCCUGCCACAAACUUUGCCAGAAAGUCAAAGAAGUUUAAAAGAAAAGGUAGGAAGGGUCAGAAAACUGUUUAAUCGGAUAAACUUAUGAUAAAUGCAGUUCAUUGGAAACACUGCUAUUAGGUUUUCACAUUUUCUUUGAAACCCUGGGACAUUUCAUAACAAUGCAGCUUGACUGCUAAUCUGGACUUCAGCCAUCUCCUUGAGUCACAAAAGUUCCUGGGAGAGUUCCUGGAUCAAUGCAGUGACAUCACCUGAAAGCAUGACUAUGAGAAUGAGUUUUUAAAAAAGAAAAAUAUAAUUUGAGAUAAGUGCCACUUUGCCUACUCCAUCAAAAGCUUCAGGUUCUGUAAUGAAAACUAUGUAGUAUUUUGACUCAAGCAUGUUCUCAACCAGAACCGAUUGAGACAUAAUAAAAGGAAAGCUUUCUAUCAUUCAUUUGAUAUCCUUUAAUGACAUCACCAGUCGUAAGAAAUUUCUAUCCUACAUGUAAGAAAUUCCAUCCUUGAUGUAAAUCAAAGAAGCUUUCUAAAGAUUUGCUGCCAACCAUGUAAUCACUUUUGAUUAUAGAGCGGUGCUCGACUAGUAGUCAAGUAUAUCAUUCUGAUUGCAGUAUAACCGUAGAGCCAACAAACCAAAUAUUAUUGAACAUUUUCACUCCUUCUAAGCUUCGAAAGUUGAUUUAAAUCUUGCAAACAUAGAAGCUGAGGACUUAAUCAUAACUUUAAGAGCUUUGAAAGUGAGAAAAGUGGCUCAAUUUUGAUGACAAUAAUGGUGAUAGUGAUGAUGAUGAUGAUGAUGAUAAUGGAAUGAAAACAAUCGGUGACAUUAUUAAUAAAAGCAGGAUAAAACUUAAGAUGGUAAUGAUAAUGUACAAUAUUAUUGUAGAUAGAGUUGGUUACUGCAAAAGUAAAGGAUAAUCAAAACACCUUCAUUGAACUAGUAAUGGUUUAUCAAUUAUGUUACAAAUACAUAAUCUUUCAAUGGCGUCGAAAAAAAUUGGUACCUCCCCUUCCUGUAUUCAGAAAUUUUUAACAUCCCCCUUUUUUCCUUCAACAAAUUUUAACCCCCCCCCCCUAAAAAAAAAAUCCCCGACCCCCCCCCCUUGUGGGAUAUUAUUAAUGCAGCCCUACAUCCAAAAAAAUAUUCUCUUAGGGAAUAAGAAAAUAAAAUAAACAGCUUUUUACAAAAAUUAUUGAUUUACAAGUAGUGUACGUUAUUGACAGUGAUUUAGUCUUGGACUCCUUUUGUACGAGCACGUGUGUUUAGAUGGUGAUGGUUCCUUAAAAGUGCAGAAUCCAAAUUAUUGCAGCUGAGUAUAAGACUGACUACUUGUUUUUGAGACAAAUUAUUCGAAUCAGAAAAGAUAAUAAGGUCACAAUACUGCAAAUAUCCACAGUUUACACUCAUUUGGCCUGUCCCUUACUGAGUACAGCAGUUAUUACCUUGACAUAGUUCGUGCUCAAAGGUUACUAAUACACGUAAAAUUGAAUCUAUGAAGGUGAAGACAGUUUUAAUUUGAAUGAGUUUGUUACCUGUUUCAGUGUAAUAUCUGGCAUAUAUUUAUAUAUUUUUUUUAUAUAUUUUAUAUAAAAAAGAAUGGCACAAGAAUCCAAAGUGGUCAUUGUCCUGCUGCCUGGCCUUACUAUUGCCUCUUAAUAAUUUACAGAAAGAGAUAGGCGGACUAGCUGGGAUGAACAUACUGAGGCAACAACUGCAAACAGGCCGAAUUGAGAUGCCAUCGACUGUUAAUACAGUAAGGGACAGCGGGACAGUUGAUAUUACUCUUGAAGAUCGUGAUGUCAAUUGCGAAAAAGAAGAGACUACAACGAGAUCAGGAUUAAACAAGGCAUUCUUACAUUACACUAGUCAGCAUUCACAAGCUGCCGAGUGGGACACAAGACAGUAA